AUGGGAAAGACGCAAAUAUGGGAAAAACGCAAAUAUGGGAAAAACGCAAAUAUGGGAAAAACGGAAAUAUGGGGAAAACGCAAAUAUGAAAAAAACGCAAAUAUGGGAAAAACGCAAAUAUGGGAAAAACGCAAAUAUGGGAGAAACGCAAAUACAGGAAAAACCCAUAUAUGGCAAAAACGCAAAUAUGGGAAAAAUGCAAAGAUGGGAGAAGAUAAACUUGUGGUUCACGAAAUAUAUGAGAAACGCAAAUAUGGGCAAAACGCAUAUAUGGGCAAAACGCAAAUAUGGGCAAAACGCAAAUAUUGGCAAAACGCAAAUAUGGGCAAAACGCAAAUAUGGGCAAAACGCAAAUAUGGGAAAAACGCAAAUAUGGGAAAAACGCAAAUAUGGGAAAAACACAAAUAUGGGAAAAACGCAAAUAUGGGAAAAACGCAAAUAUGGGCAAAACACAAAUAUGGGAAAAACGCAAAUAUGGGAAAAACGCAAGUAUGGGAAAAACGCAAAUAUGGGAAAAACGCAAAUAUGGGAGAAACUCAGAUGAAGGAAAAACCCAAAUAUGGCAAAAACGCUAAUAUGGACAAAACGCAAAUAAGGCAAAUCGCAAAUAUGACAAAUCGCAAAUAUGGGAAAAACGCAAAUAUGGGAAAAAAAUAUGGCAAAACCGAAAAUAUUGAAAAAACGCAAAUAUGGGAAAAACGUAAAUAUGGGAAAAAUGCAAAUAUGGGAGAAGAUAAACUUGUGAUUCAAGAAAUAUACAAGAAACGCAAAAAUGGGCAAAACGCAAAUAUUCGCAAAACGCAAAUAUGGGCAAAUCGCAAAUUUAGGCAAAACGCAAAUAUGGGCAAAACGCAAAUAUGGGCAGAACGCAAAUAUGGGCAAAACGUAAAUAUGGGCAAAACGCAAAUAUGGGAAAAACGCAAAAUAUGGGAAAAACGCAAAAUAUGGGAAAAACGCAAAAUAUGGGAAAAACACUAA
Molecule: messenger RNA, 978 nt
Organism: Schistocerca cancellata (South American locust)
Lineage: Eukaryota; Metazoa; Arthropoda; Insecta; Orthoptera; Acrididae
Product: LWamide neuropeptides-like
Exons: 3
Coding region: 1-978 (325 amino acids)
Source: RefSeq, a predicted model, not a curated record